AUGGUCCGCCGACGAUCCAACAAGCCUAAGGCGGUCAUGGCUAGGGACCGCCAGUUCUGGUCCUGGGCCAAGAUCAGUCUCCCCAGGGAUCAGAAGGACGAUGUGAUAUCGCGUUUGAUGGAUUGGCUCUAUGCCGAAGGUCUCCUCAGCGUGGAUAUGAGACCGGCUCGUGUCCAGGCCCAGGUAGGCGAGACUAUUGCGAGGCAAAUCCAGCUGAUGCCCGCCGCCUUCCGUGCUUUGCAUGCACGCCGAGGGGCGGAAAUGCAGCGCCGGCUUCGUCUGAUGGUCACAGCUCGGAAGAGAUAUUUUUUAGCCGCCAAGAGAGGAAGUCCUCGGAGGGGAGGCACUUCUCAGAGAGGCCAAGCCAGUGGGAGAGGAGGACGCCGGGUUGCGCAACAGCAGCAGCAGUCUCAGCCGCAAGAAGAUGAACAAAUGGAAGAUGAACAAGUGGAAUAUGAACAAAUCGGAGAUGAACAAAUGGAAGAAGAACAAGAGUUCCCAUAUACAGGUUCGGCGCCAUGUUCCGAUAUCUCGUCAGUCACGUCAGACGAUGAGGACGCACCACCGAGAGAGCCACUAUCUCCCGUCUAUCAUUCAUCAACUCCCGAAGAGGCCGGGCCGAUGGACGUAGAUUUACCAGCGCCAGCAACGGAAACACCUCGCAGAGCCUUGGGGGAGCCCGAGGUUGAGAUUUUGCUACCUUCGCCGCCCAAUUACUACACGCCAAGAUCGCCUGUCGAUAGUAACGCCCCGGAUGCCUUACGGGCCUCGCCGGCCUCACCAGCCUCGCCUCCCCCGGAGGAAGAACCGGUAGGGCCUUCCAUCAUCACGGAUGAGAUCCAGAGCACACAGCCGGAAAACCUAAGUGCAGAAGUGCGGUCUGCUUUGCGUUCAGGACAACUCCUUGAGCCGUACGAACCAAACGGGGUGGGUUCUCCAGCACCGGCGCCGGGGACGUCCCGUCAGCAGGAAGACGAGAUAUCAGAGGUGUCCACGGAGCCUUACACUCCUCCAGAAGAUGCAAUGCGUAAGGACCUUCAUCCGGAUGAGGACUAUGAUGAUAUAUCUGCCGAAGCGUCUGGGGAGGAGGUUUCAGGAGCUAGUCAGAUUGAAGAAACCCCUCGUGAAACAGGUCAACCUAGUGGAGACCUUGCGGAAGAGCAUCCUGAAGAAGAACACUCUGGAGACGAGCACCCUGAAGACGAGCACCUUGAAGACGAGCAUCCUGAAGAGGAGCAUCCUGAAGAUGAUCACCCUGAAGAGGAACGACAUGAAGAGGAGCAACGCCAAGAAGCGCAAUUACAGCAUCCACUGCCUCGACAACCCUCUGAAGAUGAUCUUCCAGACUACACCUCAGACGACUAUGAGGCCGAGCAGCAGCAGCGUAAUCCAGUUACACCACAACCCCAGGGACAAGCUGGUCAAGUGCCAUCUUCCUCCUAUAGCCAAGAACAAUUUACCCAGUAUCGCCAAUCUGGAUACAGAUCACCAUCCAGCGGUUCGACCACCGAGAAAGAUACCACCUCGGAAGACUCCGAUGACGAUAGACCAUCAGCUCACACACCCUCCGCCGGUUCGGUACUCCGUGGUCCAGGCGCCGUCCUCCGCGACGUCACUAUCGGCACCUACGACUCAUUCCCGGAAUAUCCCCAGGACGAUGAGCCCCAAGCCAACGCACCCUCCUCUGCUCCAGCGCUCCCUGGCCCGAACACCGCCCUCCACGAUGCUACCAUUGCCACAUACAAUUCAUCCUUCGAAGACUCCCAUAACGAUAGAACACCAGCUCGCGCACCCUCUACUGGCCCGCAACUCGACGACAUGAACUCCUUCUACGACGCAGCCAUCACCGUCUAUGCCCCGGAGAACAACUCUGAAAACACCCAGUUUUACAUCAGCCAGAUUGCCUCCCCGGUACCUGACCCCGAAACCCGCGUCCCUAUUGAAAAUAUCCGCUUCGAUAUGUUCCAGGAAAUGCUGCGCCCUCUGAACUACGACCCGGAGCGUCAUGAGAUCUAUUGGAAGAGCACCUCGAACGAGGAGGUCGUCCGUGCAGGCAGUGGUGUCGUCGCUGCGAUGCUGGUGAUGAAUCUUCGCAACCUGCAACGCAGAUUUUUCCUGAGGGAGAAGCGUUCAUAG
Molecule: messenger RNA, 2136 nt
Organism: Aspergillus melleus
Lineage: Eukaryota; Fungi; Ascomycota; Eurotiomycetes; Eurotiales; Aspergillaceae
Exons: 1
Coding region: 1-2136 (711 amino acids)
Source: RefSeq, a predicted model, not a curated record